AUUUUUUCGUUCCUGCCAGGCGUAUCAUCAAGUUCGUGUCAAUCGUUACCUUGUCUGUAUUAUGGUAACGGCAAUACACUAAAAGCGAUUGAAAUCAACUCCUCCAAAGUGCACACAGUCUUAAGCAAUCUCAACUCCGUCGAGGCUGUCGACGUUCAUGUUAAACUCAACUUGGUGUACUGGAGCGAGACUCGGCCAAACGCCAUAAAGAGGUUGAAUGUUACUAGUGGAAAGGUAGAAGACAUUUUAAAGGAUAGCAGUCUUGGCGAGAUUGACGGAUUAGCAGUGGAGUGGGAGAGUGACCUCAUUUACUGGACUGACUAUACCAACGAACGCAUUGAGGUGGCACAACUGGAUGGCAAAAACAGACGAACUCUGAUCACUUCAGGAAUCCGCCGCCCACGGGAAAUAGCUGUAGAUCCACGAAAGGGGUACAUGUUUUGGAUAAGCCGCGGUUUACGACCGAGAAUCGAGAGAGCCACUCUAUCUGGAGACAGUAAGACAACCUUGGUCAGUUUUACCAGCUUAUGGUGGUCGUCUAGACCGAAUGGAAUAACCCUCGACUUUUCUGCAAACCGUCUUUACUGGGUUGAUUCUCUAACCAGCCGAAUAGAAAGCGUUGACUUCAAUGGAAACAACAGACAGCGUUUUAAGACACUCCUUUUCAGUAUCCGACCUUACGACAUUGUUUUGUACAGCGGGGUGUUUUACUACAGCGACACGAGCAGCCAGAGUAUCGACAAGAUCGACAAAGCAACGAAGCAAUCCCUUGGAAGCUACACGGGGCUUGGAGGAAGUAACGUUCUAAGGCUGGCCAUGUUUUCUCCUGUGCGACAACCGAAAGGUAGCUCCGCUUGCCACCACAAUGGCGGAUGCAGCCACUUCUGCCUGUUAUCACCAGCAGGGAACCAAUGCGCGUGCCCACCAGGAGAGAUUUUGAAGUCUGAUGGAAAGACGUGUGAUGAUGAAGGGAGCUCUGCGCGCCUGCUGCUUGUCGAUAUAACGCAGCAAGAACUCUUCCAAAUCCCUCUGUUACCCGGUUCCUCGGUUUCAACAACCGCUACAGCCCUUCCACUCAAUGAUGUCAGGAGUCCAGCGGGGGUGGACUUUGAUCCCGUCCAGGGGUACGUCUACUGGUCUGAUAGCUCCAGAGGUGAAAUAUUUCGCGCGCAUUUGAAUGGUAGCUCUCAGGAGCAGGUAGUGGAUCAGCUGGGAACAGCAGAUGGAAUUGCAGUGGACUCUGUUGGAAGGAAUCUAUAUUGGACAGACAGGACAGGCAAUAGAAUAGGAGUGUCCAAACUGGAUGGUUCCUUUAGGAAGACGCUCGUGUAUCAAAAUCUUUAUGACCCUGUUGAUAUUGUCCUGGACAUGGAAAAUGGGUACAUGUAUUGGGCUGAAGGAGCGAGUGGACUCAACAACCCAAAGAUAGAACGAGCCGAUAUGGACGGGACAAAUAGAAAAGUGAUAAUCACUUUGACCUUUUUCCAUUUUGGAACACCAAAUGGCCUCGCUUUGGACAAAGAACGCAAUCGUCUUUAUUAUGUGGUCGGACUAAGCACUGAAAUCAGCUUUGUUUCCCUCAGCACUAAUACACGAUCCACGUUUUUGACAAGACCUUCCUUUAGAUAUCCAAAGGGUGUAGCACUACAUGGAAAUUACAUCUACUGGACAGAAGGGCAGGGACAGAGUGGGGCAGUUUACAGGGCUGAUAGAGUAUCAGGUGGAAAUAAUAAAAAAAUUGUUGAUAACUUGCGUGGACCAGAAGAUGUCUGCGUAUAUGACGCGAAUGACACUGUGCAAACAGUAAAUUCCUCAUGUGGGAUAAACAACGGAGGUUGCAGCCAUCUUUGUUUACUGACGCCGCGUGGACAUCAGUGCGCAUGUCCUAAUGAAAUGAAAUUGAAGACUGACAAGAAAAAUUGUUAUUUUAGCGAAUUUUUGUUGUAUGCCGACUCAAGUAGACGGAAGAUAUUCCUGAUUAAUUUGGAUAACCCACAAGCACAACCAACUGCUGUGAAAUUAGGCAAUACGCCAGAACCUGAAGCACUGGACUAUGACCCACAGGAACGCUUCAUUUACUGGUCCGAGCUGCAGCUGCGUCAGAUAUUACGUGCUCAUCCUGAUGGUAGCGCAAAAAAGAUUAUUGUCAACAACGGUCUGCAAAGUCCUAAAGGACUUGCAGUGGAUCACGUUGGACGGAAUCUGUAUUGGACAGACUUUGAUGCCAAUAGGAUUGAAGUGUCAAAACUCAAUGGAUCAGAAAGGAAGGUUCUAGUCUCUCAGAACAAUCAGAAGCCUAUGGAUAUUGUGUUGGACUUGAAGAACGGGAUCAUGUACUGGUCCUCCUGGAGUAAUACACAACCUACUAUUGAACGUGCCUCUAUGGACGGAAGCAUGAGGAAAACCCUAGUACAAUUCUCCAGCGCCUGGUGGCAAUCGUCGAAACCAAAUGGAUUAGCACUAGAUCCCGAAAAUAGGAGACUUUACUGGGUUGACACGAGCAACUCUGUAAUACAGUACACUGACUUACAACAAGGAAAUGGUGCUAAGGUUACCCUCUCUGUGGGAAGUGCGUAUUUAUUCCAGCCCUACGGAUUAACACUGAAAGAAAAUACGUUGUAUUGGAGUACUUUUGGAUCUGUUUAUUCGGCAGAUAAGAUGACUGGUAGUAACGUGAAACGUCUCGCUGGAAGCUUCUCGAGACCUCGAGACGUUCAUGUCUACCAUAACUAUACCGGGAUACCUGACAAUCACCCUUGCACCUUGUUUAACGGUUGGUGUACACAUCUCUGUCUCUUAAAACCUGGGGGUUACCAGUGUGCGUGUCCUGCUAAUGUUGCCGUUGGCAUUUCCUGUAAAACAACACCUGUUUUCCCAUCAUCAACAGUUUCAUCUUAUCUAUCACCUUCACCUUCAUUUUCACCUUCACCUUCACCUUCACCCUCACCUUCACCGUCACCUUCUCCGUCACCGUCACCUUUACCGUUACCUUCACCUUCAUCUUCACCGUCACCUUCUCCUUCACCUUCUCCGUCACCAUUACCUUCACCUUCACCGUCGCCUUCACCUUCACCAUCGCCUUCACCUUCACCAUCACCUUCUCCUUCUCCUUCUCCUUCUCCUUCACCAUCACCUUCUCCUUCUCCUUCUCCUUCUCCUUCACCUUCUCCGUCACCCUCACCUUCACCUUCACCUUCAUCUUCAUUUUCACCGUCACCUUCACCUUCUUCUUCUUCUUCUCCUUCCCCUUCACCGUCACCAUCACCUUCACCAUCGUCUUCAUCCUCAUCUUCACCUCCACCUCCACCUGCACCUGCACCUGCACCUUCUCCUUCCCCUUCACCGUCACCUUCUCCUUCUCCUUCUUCUUCAACAUCACCGUCGUCAUCACAGUCACCACCAUCUUCAUCCUCAUCGUCAUCUUCACCUUCACCUUCACCUUCAUCUUCUCCUUCUCCUUCUCCUUCUCCUUCUCCUUCUCCUUCUCCUUCUCCUUCUCCUUCUCCUUCUCCUUCUCCUUCUCCUUCUCCUUCACCCUCACCAUCACCUUCAACAUCAUCUUCAUCCUCAUCUUCACCUCCACCUCCACCUCCAACUUCACCUUCUCCUUCACCUUCACCUUCACCCUCUCCUUCUCCUUCGCCGUCACCGUCACCGUCACCGUCACUGUCACCGUCACCGUCACCGCCACCGUCACCGCCACCCUCACCUUCACCUUCACCUUCACCUUCAUCUUCAUCUUCACCCUCACAAAAACCGUCACCCUUACCUUCAUCCUCACCCCCAUCAUCGUCCUCAUCUUCAUCUUCGCGGUCGUUAUCACAUGCACCAUCGCUCUCAACCACUUUAUUUAGGGUACCUUUGUUUUCGAGGUCACAAAUACUGCAUGUUUCGUCUUCAUCAAUUGCUGCUACACGAAGGAACUCACAAGGAAAGCCUACCUCGUCACAUAUGUCAACAAAACAUUCAUCUUUCAUAAAGUCAACUUCAUUAAGUGAGACAACAAUGACCCCAUCGCCAUCAGUGUCUUCAAAUAUAUUAUUGGCCUCCUCUGCGACAUCGCCAUCCUCAAGAGAUCCGUGCAUCUCAAAUCCGUGUCAGAAUGGUGGCACUUGUAUAAAAGGAAAACAAGGUGCAUUCAGUUGUGUAUGCCCUAUGAGGUAUGGGUUGUCACGCUGUCAACUCCUUGUAGGUAACGAUGUUGUGGAAAUAGCAUUCAAGACGGCAGUUGACCAAUGGAAAGAUGAUACCUUCCGGAAGAGCAUUUCAAGGGCUUUCACCGAGUACUGCAGGGACAAAUCCCCCUGCAAUCUUCGUCACAGCCCGGAAGAUAGAACCACAUUGCGCAGAAGGGAGGUAAUCGCUAAUGUUGCUUUUCGACCAGACGACGUCCUAGUGGUCAAUCGGUCUUCUGAAGCCGACAAACCAGGAUUGUUUACUGUCGUUGCGGCGGUACUCAUACCCUUAGAUGAACCACAGUCAAUAGCUGAACGGGAGACCAUCCCAGCUGUCAUUCUUUGCAGAAUGGUGGUGAGUACGUGGGAGCGGAUUUCAGAGUACAUGGGUGAUACCUCUAUAGAAUUGAUAAAUGGAGAGAAAGAUCCACCAUGUGUAUCGGAUUCAGAAGGCAAUGAUGAUAAUACCAGUGCGAAAAGGACGCAAGCCGCAGGUCGCCAGCAAGAGAAGUUAUCUUCUGUUGGAGUAGCUGGCACUGUCGUCGGCACUUUGAUACUCCUGAUGAUCAUUAUCGUUGUUGCUCUCUUGUUUUACAGGUCUCGAAGACGACCGCUUCGGGAUACAUUGGUAUGUUCAUUCAACAAUCCGGGCUUCGAACCCCGUGACUUCAAUAACGAUGAUUCAGACGCGGCUCCCUUCACCAUACCAGAUUACGAGGAAAUAUCACCUGUCAUGUCCUCCGAGACAGGGUACCGAAGUCAAAGAAUAUCUUCUUCCAGGCGCGAGAAGGACCCUCUAUACGCUGAAAUAGCCCCAUCGCUAGAGGCUAAGAUGAAGGAAACACGUGAUCACCAACACGAUGGCGAAGCCCAUUUGAGACAAGCCAGUGAUCAGGCGUUUGAAAGAAAGCACCGCGCAAAUGGACGCCUCCCUACUCAGAUACACAAUGAUAUUGCGAAACACCAUGGCCGAAAACGCUCAAACCCAAUUGCUGCUUUUAAUGCUACUUACGAAGCUUUCCCCGAGGAAUUCAAUUCUAAACCUAAAAACGGAAAAAUAAACUUUUCUUCAAACAGCAAAGACCGUCAUGAUAAAGCUAAGCGAAAGAAGUCCCCCUCAGGUGAACAGCGAGUUAGGCUCGUUUCCCCCAAAAGAAACCCCGAUUCUGGUUAUUCAAGCUUGGAAAAGAGAGAAUUCCACAAAGACGCCCUUAAACGUGAGGAACCGCACUAUUCGAAGCCUCCAGGUAAAAUGUUCGGCCCUGCCUCGACCCUUGACCCAUCCGUUGACGACGGACGAAAUAACAACUUCUACGCUCCGUUGGGUAUGAGUCUCGUGCAACCAAGCAAAGGCAAUGAGUUUGAUGGAUAUGCUCAACUUGACCCGUCACGUCUACUCAACACAGAUCCUCGAAGGAGUCGUUCAUCAAGAGAUCAGUUCCGUAAUGUGAACUCCGUGCAUCCCAAGCUCGAAAAUUACGGACCUAAAAGAGGUGCUGCCUUUGAUGAUGCAGAAGAUGACGGAAGCCACUCUGGAAAGGGAGACACCGCAAUGAAGAAAGAUCGGUCACGAUCAAGCGAGGCGAGGGAUUCCGGCCAUCUUGAUUCCGCAAAGGAACGCGUGGAAUAUGAGAAUCAAAGCUAUGGCCACACUAGGAAUAACCAGAAAGCCUGGGAUGUAAAUCUAAGAGUUGAUGUUUCUGAUGAUGGAAACACGGCAGAGAAGUCAAAUCGAUCCCGUCCAAGCAAGGCAAGAGCUUCAGACCAGUUUGAUUUCCCAGACGAGCAAAGCAAAGGUGAAAAUUACUCGAGGGAUCAGCCUAGGAAUAACCAAGAAGACCGGGAUGAAGGAGAAGCACCUGUUUUAUAUUUGGCGACUGAACUUGGUCCCGACGAGACGAUAAUUUGAUUCUUUUGCGACCGUUAUAAUCUAGGGAACAUAUAGAGUUACUGGUAGCCAAUCGAUACAGAGUGCAGAUUACAACCGUUUAAAAAGCUUGAAAAACCUGUUUUCAGAAACAAAAUCAUGAAUUGAUUAAAACUUAAUUGAUUCAGGUACACCUUCGAUCCUUGUUCACACGAGCACCGAAAGGGCAAAUAACGAUUGAUGAUAACCGUGACUACCUUGGAAGAAAAUGUAUGGCUAUGUGGAGACCAAAAGGACCGUCUGUUUUAAGGUGUCACACGUAAUAAUCAAGCGGGAGUCUGUAAAACGGAGUAUAACUGUAAUUAGUAUAUGCCACACAAGUGAAUAGUGCUUUUCGCGAACUCUGAUUGGUUAACUCGGAGGUGAUUAGCAAGUACUAUA
Orbicella faveolata is the source of this 6483-nucleotide messenger RNA. RefSeq lists its product as uncharacterized. Gene Ontology annotation, molecular function: calcium ion binding. The record is from RefSeq and is a predicted model, not a curated record. Lineage: Eukaryota; Metazoa; Cnidaria; Anthozoa; Scleractinia; Merulinidae.